Molecule: messenger RNA, 2055 nt
Organism: Fusarium vanettenii 77-13-4
Lineage: Eukaryota; Fungi; Ascomycota; Sordariomycetes; Hypocreales; Nectriaceae
Exons: 1
Coding region: 473-1576 (367 amino acids)
Source: RefSeq, a predicted model, not a curated record
CCUUGUUCCUUUAAAAGUCUCUCGCUACUUCAUCGCCCACUUCCCGCCUCUCGUGACUCUUUUCUUCAAUCAAUACUCUCGCUUACCGCAACCUCUUUUUUAUUUAUUUUUUCUUCCCACCAUCGUUUUAAUAUCCAUCACACUAGGUCUGCUAUCGACCUCACUCUCGUUACCAGACGCCCAACGAACGUCACCUAUAGCAUCUCUCUUAUACCGACCACACGCUCGCUCGCCACCCCGUAAACGAUAUCCUGUCCUGAUAUUACUGCAAAGUCAUCGCCGACCCCGGUAGAAGGAUUGUGUGUAUCAGGUUUGGACCAGCAGGCAACCCGACGCUUUUACGCGUUUGACAUCUUAGCUUGGCCUGCUGAGUGAGCACCAUAUCGAGUCGACAAGACAAGACAACCUUUUCAACCACCCAAACGGCAUUGCCGUCUAAUACUUCUCUUCAUUCUUCACCUCACCAGUCAAAAUGUACGCCACACGACUCUUCCAGCUACUCCUGGUAGCUCUCUCCGUCGUCUGUGUCGCCCAGGCAACAUGGAUCGAUAUGGACAAGGUUCACCAGAACGAACGCCGACUCGUUCGAAGACAAAGCCCUACCCAGGCGGCCGAUCCCACUACCGCUGCCGAAGAGACCAAACCCUCUGACACCAAGGAGGAGGAUUCCGCUGCUGCCUCCCCCACCGAGGACACCAACAAGGAGACCUCUGCAGCCGAUACCGCCAAAGCCUCUGAGCCUACAAACGACUCGAAGCCGUCUGCCACCGAGGCCGAUCCUGCACCUGAAACCUCCGCCGCUGAACCCGACCCGGAGACCAGCGCUGCUGCCGAGCCCACCAAUAAGGCCACUUCCAAGACUGCCGAGAAGACUUCCGCCAAGCCUGCAGAGACCGCUGCGUCGUCAGCAGCAGAUGACUCUGAGCCCACUACUUCUCCUGCUGCCAGCCAAGACAACAACUCUGCUCAGUCUACUCAGCAGGAAGCUCCUGCGACAACAACAUCUUCCUCCAACAACAGCGGAAACAGUGACGACGACACGAGCAGCACUGACAGCAACGAUGACACUCCCAGCAAGACUGCCGAGGAGAAGAACACCCGCACCACGGCUCAGCCUGUCACUUCCACUUUCAUCGAUGUUGUCACCAGGACCAACAGCGACGGAGACCUGGAGACCAUGACCACAACCAGCGUGACGACCUCGACUCCCGGCCUUAGCGGGGACAGUAGCGACAGCUCUUCCGGCAUGUCACCCAAGACCCGCAACACCGUCAUCGGUGUCGUUGUCGGUAUUGGUGGUGCUAUUGUUGUCGGUGCUCUCGCUGUUGUUGCCUGGAGGAUCUGGGGCCGCAAGAAGCACAAUGAUGAGGCCGAUGGUCUUAUGGACUUCAACGAGACCAACAACGGCAGCGGCCACGGAAUCAACUCUACCAACGGUGCCUACCACGGCGUCGAGAAGACUGAGCCCGGCAGCAUCGGCAGUGCUGGCGGUGCUGCUCCUGGGCGCUCUCCGUUCCAAGCCACCCUCGACAACUACCACCAGCCCACGCAAGUGAACGCCUCAUCCAACUUCUGAUCAGCAUCCUGAUUAGGAUGAGAUUCUGUUUUUCGCAUCUUUACUACAAAAGCCAUCAUUUCAUACCCAUCCAAUUUGAUGGAUAUUUGCAAGAGGCAGGGGCGUUCCGGGCACGGUAUGGCUUGAUCAUUGGGGACAUAGAGGAGUUGGACGAAUUUGAUAUCAAUACGACAUGAAAGUUAACGGCUGCAAUCGACUGGAGCAGCAUAUAUUUGUCUACCUCCCUGGCCAGUGAGGUCUCAGGACCAUGGCCUUUGGGCCCCUUUUUAGUAUUAUGACUUGGUUUCUCGGACAGUGUUGGAUUUUGUUUCCCCUCUGGACUAUGACCUUGUCGCGACUAUGAUCGCAUCUUACUUCUUGACAUGAAUUAUUGGGCUCCUUGCUUAGCCGCCUGGCAUCUUGAAGCGGGUGAACCUGUAUCUAGAAACUCAAAUAAUAAUAAGACCCCAAGCUCAGCUUGGUAUGAUUCGUCGGAUUGC